AUGGCGGGCAAGCUCACCUCUGCAAGCCCUGCUGGGAAGCAACAGCCAACGGGAUUUAGUCCCACCUUUUUGCUGUGUCUCCAAGCACUCCUGGCGGGUCUGCUGGCCUAUCUCGUUCUCCUCGCCGCCCAUACCAAGUACCCAGGAGAGGCCCCAGUAUGGAUCAUUAGCAAGUUCUCGCUUGUCGUUUGCUUUCUGGUACUUCUUGCUCUGCAAGCAUUGGCGUGA
This is a messenger RNA of Penicillium waksmanii, 228 nucleotides long. RefSeq lists its product as uncharacterized. The coding region runs from base 1 to 228 and encodes 75 amino acids. Lineage: Eukaryota; Fungi; Ascomycota; Eurotiomycetes; Eurotiales; Aspergillaceae. The transcript has a single exon. The record is from RefSeq and is a predicted model, not a curated record.